AUGGCCAAUCAAUACUCAAACCCAGCUAUGUUCAAUGGGCAACUGCCGCCUCAGCCCUUCUACUCACCAUAUCAUACCAAUACUCAACCACCAAAUGGAAGCAAAGGGGUUCCUUACCCACAAGGAAUCCAGCAUCCUCCAGCUUUUCCAGCUGUAAACCCAAACGCGAAAAGAUUCGAAACGAACAACCAUGUACCAAGUCCACCCCCACCUUUUCAGUUACCUCCGAACUGGAAUCCUGAGGUUUUGAGACAACUAGCAGCCUCCAGCAAUAUUCAGCUCCCAUUCCCUCCUCCUCCUCCACCGCCUCCACCUCCGCCCUUCUUCUCUGCCUCUUUUGCGCCGAAUGCUCACACUCAACCGGCCAAUGCGGCUGCUCAGUUACAGCCUUUUCUAGGCUUCCAGCAAGCACGUCCUCCUUUUCCGCCGCCGACUCCCAAUUCAGCCACCGAGUAUGGAAAAAAUGCCAGUAUACAAGAUAUGAAAGCGGCGCAAGCACCUCAGAGUAAUACCCAACAACUACCUGUAUCACAACAUAAUACGGCUAUAAAUAACCAGCACGAUUUCCAGCCGACGCCUCAGAUAUUGGAUAGCACUAUUCUAAUCCAGUCCACCCAUGAAACAGGUGCCGAACCAUCUGAAAAUCCGAUCCCGAGAGAAGUGCCCCUUGCUUUUGUUGCGCAAGAAAGAACAAUUCAAAAUGGAAAGGAAAAGCAGAGCAUACCGACCUACGACGAUUUACACGCGCAGGCCAAACUUGCCAUCUCAGAAUGCCAUCCAUUUGGCGCAACCUACAAGUUUUGGCUCGACAACGGUGUCAAGCAACCAGUCCUUGACCGACUCUUUGCUGAACUCAAUCUCGAAGUGCCACAACCGCUGCCACCUCAACAAUUACCAGACACGGCUGGUGAAAAAUCAAGAAAUGUCGUUCCUUCUCCGUCACAAGCUAGUACACCUCAACCUGAUGUUUUGGAUCCGGCUAUGGAGCGCAAAGAUCGUAUCGCCAGACUGUUGGCUGCCAGGAAGGGUCAACCAAUAUCUAGUGCUAAAUCAUCCCAGCCUGCCUCUCCAGCUCCCAGCGAACCCAAUUCCAGGCCGAACAAUGACAGCAGUAAGCAGCCUUUGCCUGAGAUCGACGCGAAAAACUCUCUUCCUGCUAAGCAGCCUGCUCAGGACAAGGUCAAUCUAGUUAUAGCCUCAAGUGAACCUGCUACAAACACAGUCCUUCCUUCGCUCGUCAGAAAGGAUACAAAUCACAGUGCCUUCGCUAUCCCGGGUUUGUUCAUGGAUUAUCCUGAUCCUGCAUUUCAAGGACCUUCUCCCGAGCCUGUAUUGCAAGAUAGUAAGGCUGAUAUGCCUAUACUCGCUGAGAAGCCUCAAGAGCUCAAAUCGUUGAAGAGAGGAGCCGAUCCUCUUCCUCUUGAGAGUAUGCCACAGGCAAAGCGACAGGCAUCUCAAGCCAUACCUAUGCCUGUGGCAGAAGAUACCGGUAUCUUGCCCCCCUCGAGUCAAGUCGGUACUCCCCCAGCCACAUCGGUGAGCCAAUCAGACACGGACGUCAGAGCUACUGCAGUCUCAGAUAUCACCAACAAGCCCAGUGAACUAUCUACAACCCCUUCGAAACCGAAAAUCAAUCAAAAUAAGCUCAAGGACCGCAUGGCAGCUCUAAAGGCUGAUUUAUUGCGUAAAAAUUCAAGGAAACAGACGUUGCAAGAUGGCAUGCCUGUCCUAGAUGCAGAGGUCGAGAAGACUCGAGAACGAUUGCAGAUGCAGCAGACAAGAUUGUCGAAGACACGAAAACAGAUCGAAUCAUUGACUCUACAGCUGGACCAAGCUAGACAAGAGGAGACAAGCCUAGUCGCAGAAACAGAAAGAUUACAGCGGCAGCUCGCUGAUGGCGAAAAUGGCCAACAACAGUUCUCGAAUGAACUCAACCAGCUAAACGAUCAGAUCGUGGCCGACGAGAAAGAAUCGCACGAACCUCGACUAGCACACGCUCUAAACCAUGUCGCACCAUUUAACGACAAAUCAAUUCCUGAUAUUAUGGUGGACAAUAAGCAGCCAAGUGGGCAAGAGCAGACAGAUGGUCAUAACCUACAGCAAGACUUGAACGGCGUCGAGGUACAUUUGGACAUGUCUAUGCAUGGUACGCCAGAAGAACAACGACGCUCUGAUAUAGAAUACAGCCCUGAUCAAGAAGACUUGGAUCGUCAACUGAAUUCAGAAGUUGCGACAACGGUAGCACAGAAGCAGGACGAAGCGUCGAACAGAACUUCCCUGCAGCCCGACCUUGGUGAGGGCUUAGUGCAAGCUCCCAUACACGAUGCGAGUGCAACAGAUAUGCAAACCAGUACAACCGCCGCAUCUUCCGAGAGACCGAAUGUGGACGACAGUGAGGACGACCAUAUGUCUAUUGACGAAGCCAGCAACGCCGACAGCGACGGUAGUGCUAGUAUGUCCGAUAGUGGUUCUGAGGACUAUGAGCCUGAAAUUGCUCCGCAGCAAGUUGCCAUUGAGGAAGUCGACGACUACGAGCCUGCCGAAGCGACACCCUAUCAAGAGACUGAAAACGACGAUUACGAGCCAGCUGAACAGGUAGAGGCAAUCAACGUCGCCACGGUGAAUGCAAACCAAGAAGGCCAGAAGAUGGAUGUCGAAACAGCACUCAGCCCACUGGCCAGCGGUGCUGCGAUAGACUCGUCUGCACUCGUCUCACCCAACAACAAGACAUGGUCCCCUGUGCAGAUCGACCCACAACUAACGCCAGUCGGUUCACCUCUUGUAUCCGCAGGCCCACUAAACGAUGUACUAACACAGGAGCCGGCGUCUGUUACCUCCAUCUCGCUACCUCUCCUUGAGCCCCUCUCUGAACACCAAAAACCAGCUGUGCCGCGUUUUGCCCCAUAUCAGAGCCCUCUGUCGUCUCUCAAAUCUUUUCGUUUUCAUCCACAAUUCAAUGAGGUUGUGAAAAACGGCUAUCGUUCACUGACAUAUAGCAACAAUAUCGAUGACAAGAGGCCUCUAUGCUCAACUGAGCUUGAAGGCAAGAUGUGUACCGAUAUUGAUUGUGGAAAAGACUACCAGCACUUCGGCUCGCUGCCACUGUCAGAUGACAAAAUACUUGUCCAGAUGAGUUCCGCAAAUGACAUCGGAGACAAAGAACAGAAAGACGCCUAUUUGAUUGGUCUCAAGAAGGUAAUUGCCGAUCUUCGAGAAAAAGGUGUGAAAGACUUCGCCGAGGUUGCCAAUGCCCUUUCCCGGUAUCGUAGGCAGUGGAUGCAGUCCCAGAGCAGAUUUGCUGCAUGA
Lithohypha guttulata is the source of this 3306-nucleotide messenger RNA. RefSeq lists its product as uncharacterized. The record is from RefSeq and is a predicted model, not a curated record. The transcript has 2 exons. Lineage: Eukaryota; Fungi; Ascomycota; Eurotiomycetes; Chaetothyriales; Trichomeriaceae. Bases 1 to 3306 code for a protein of 1101 amino acids.